Chanos chanos (milkfish) is the source of this 588-nucleotide messenger RNA. RefSeq names its product peptidoglycan recognition protein 5 (gene pglyrp5). Gene Ontology annotation, biological process: innate immune response; peptidoglycan catabolic process. Gene Ontology annotation, molecular function: peptidoglycan binding; N-acetylmuramoyl-L-alanine amidase activity; zinc ion binding. NCBI's taxonomy places the organism in Eukaryota, Metazoa, Chordata, Actinopteri, Gonorynchiformes, Chanidae. The record is from RefSeq and is a predicted model, not a curated record. The transcript is spliced from 4 exons. Bases 1 to 588 code for a protein of 195 amino acids.
AUGAUACCUUAUUUUUUUUCGAGCGGGCUGAAACCUCCCCUUUCCAAAAAGGGGAACUUAAUCUCUCGGCGUCGUUGGCAAGCUGCGGACCCACAGGUCAGAGACGAGCUGGGCGAAGCCGCGCGGAAAGUGGUGAUUCAUCAUACGGCACUGUGGACCUGUACCAAACCAAGCGAAUGCCAAGCUCAACUCACCUACAUACAGAAAAUGCACAUGGAGGAUCGCGGUUUCAGUGACAUUGGAUACAAUUUUCUGAUUGGAGGAGAUGGGGCUGUAUAUGAGGGGAGAGGCUGGGGAAUUAUUGGGGCGCAUGCAAAGACACACAAUCUCGACUCUGUGGGCAUUGCUUUCAUGGGCAACUUCAACGAUGAAUUCCCCAGCCCUGCGGCCCUCUCAUCACUACAAAGACUGUUAUACAGCGGGGUGGCUCAAGGACACUUGUACUCUAAUUUUGUACUGUUAGCGCACAGAGACUUGGCACACACCGAGUGUCCAGGGGAACACUUGUAUUCUUCUCUACAAAGACUUAAGUCUCAAAGAGCACACCAUAUGUGUUGUGUUGAUUGUGUACCGGCUGUGGGAUGUUAG